UUAGCCGAGCUAGCUAACUAAGCUAAUCUGAGAGCAACCGCGGUGACAGCUCGAAGUCAUUCAGCAAGUCGAGGCAGUGAGAGUGUGUGACGGCGGAGGAUCACUGUACAUUCCUCUGCCUGAUACUGGCUAACAGGUUACACUGGACGGCCAAGGCUAAAGUUUAGCUUUGAGCUGACGUCACCAGUGCUCUGAGAGACAGAAGUCCACGUUGUUUAAACGCAAGAUGCUACCAUGUUGUCAUUGUGGCAAAAAAAACUAGCGGGCUAGCACCGCUUGGGGACAAUAGUUACUCGCUACUUACAUUUGCUAGAUAUUAGGUAAUAAAACAGCCGUCAAGAUGGAAAGGUUCCCCAACAGGUUUGGCAAACGAGCUUUUCACUGCACCCAUUUUGCUAUUGUAGUAGAUUAAUAAGUAACAUUCGUGUUAGAUACAGAUUUUGUACCUGACUUGGUCAUAUUUAUUAACAGCUGUGGGUGGGUGGUCUGGUCUGGUCUGUCAGGACCUUGUUAAAAUACUUCCUCCAAAUGUGAGUGUGUGUGUGAGAGAGAGAAAGAGAGACCUAUGUCCUUGGUCCAUGAUAUUAUCAAAGUAUUGUCAUUGUGUUUACACCAGUCUAGCAGGGGCACAGAAACUACUGCAGACUGGUGAUGAUAGAUGAUUUUACUAAUAGAGGUCAUGUGAUGCAUCUUUCCUCUGUACCACCACCCAACCAGUUCAGGGGUUUCCUGUAUGAUGGGGUCCAGUGUGAAGCUUUGCCGCAGACUUGCCGGAUGAAAAGAGGUCCUUCACUAGUGUACAUGCAGUCAAAAGUUUAAAAAUGUUUUGUUUUGUUUUUUUUACAAUCUGUGUCCUUCACAAGGGCUGUGCCUCUGGUGGUGUGCCAGAUAUUGUUUGAAUAAGAUGCUGUUUGCAGCUUAAUUCAUUGGUUGUCCCUGCUUUCCACGUGUGUGUGUGUGUGUGUGUGUGUGUGUGUGUGUGUGUGUGUGUGUGUUUGUCUUUGCCGUUGUCAUUCGGGAGAGGCUUGUCCUUUUUAGCAAUAGACAGGUUGGUUGAGUGGCUGUUUGUUAAAGUGGCGUCAUUAGGAUGAAUGUGUGUGCCUGGUAAAGUAUGCGCAGGCUUGUUUUAAUGUGUGGCAUCCACGGCUGCUAGUGUACGAGGCCUCUUAAUGCUUUUUGACAGUGAAGCCCGGCAGGUCAUGAAGCAAAGGAGAUCGUACGGGUUUUGUUGUCAUCCGGCAUCACAGCUAGAGUCAGCCAUGCCUGCAGUUUCAUGAAACAUCCUGGUCAUUUGAGCAAUGAAAACUGUCGCAAUCGUUUCCAUCUAGUUCUGUACCAAAUUCAAGUACAAUAUCCGUGAAUUGAAAGCUGAUUUUUACAGGAAAAGUAUAUAUUUGUAGGCACAGAUGCCAGUAGAUGUGGCCUACUUUUAACUCCAUGAUAAAUGUAGAAAAUCAAGCUAAUUAUCUGAACCAAAAGUGGUACUUAAAUGUGAAAAUCCUAGGCUGAGCAUUAAUAGAUUACGAGAGACUUAUCCAAUUGUUGCAAGAAAAGCUGAGACAAAUGGAAUUAAAGAGAGCAUUGAAAUUGGAGAAUCAGCGACGUUAAUCAUCGGUCUCUUCAGGCUCACUUGCCACGAGGAGCUGAAGGGGCGAGAUAAGGGACGAAGAUGCAUCACUGGCUUAGAAGCAACAGAGGAAAGAGCGUGGGCUACUGUAACAGGAUUCCUCCGAGUCAGAUCUCUGUAUCUGUCUCCCUCGGUACCGACAAGCCACACACAAACCACAGACUGUGUUGUCAUGUCUACUUAGAGCAGAGGACUGCCGGUAGCUAUGUGUGUGCAAAAGAUGAGAAAAGAAAACAGGGUUAGGGCAAAAGGAGCACUUCCAUUUUUAAGCUAUAAGCAACCUGCUAUAGAAGGAGACCAGGGGGGAGAGCAAGGUGGGAGGCGAUGAUGCAACAGGGUUAACAGCAAGCCAAGAUGGUCCAAAUACAGAACAUAGCAUAAAUAAAGAUGUGAUAUGAAUUGUGACGUCAAAACAAAAUGUUGUAGACCUAGGGGUGGGUUAAAUACGUAAGGGCUCCAAACAAGUCUGAACAGGAGUUCAGGUGGAGCUGUGUUGGAGACACCCCACAACUCCUCCAAAUAGUUCACAUGCAGCUUUUGCUUCCAUUUAAGUUUAAAGCAAGUUUGGAGUCACUGGUCCAGCUUGUUUGUUGCCAGCUGACCUAGUUUGUAGAUUUCGGGCGGAGUCGUGUUGCUUUAGUUCCUGGUUCUGCGUAACCAGUAGUUUUUGUUGCCUGCACCUUGUACCACAGGAAAAAGCAGCUGCGGCAGCUCUGUCACUCUCAAAACCACCCACUCUGUCUUUCUCUCUGCUUCCUUUCUUCCCUCUGUUCAAGCCUUCAGUCUCAUUGGUCCGCUCUCUUCCUGGAAAAAAAAAAAAAGGUUCCAAAGCAUAGCCCUAUGUGUAAUAGGAAAUGAAGUAAUCAACAGGGAGUGGUGUGCGUGUGUGUGUGUGUGUCCCUAACUUAUUCUCACUUGGACUGGCUUCAGUUCUUCGCCAGCUUUCUCAGACAGGUAGAGGUGACUCCACUGCAGAUGAGGGAACAUGUUGGCUAUGGACCAAGGAGUGGUGGAGGACUGGCUGUCAGAAUAUAAGACCCUCCCUGACAGUGCUGUGUCCACCUAUGCUGCCUCACUAAAAGACAAAGGUGUUCUGGUCCCUGCACUCUACAAGGUCAUCCGAGAGAAUUACAGCGAUUUCCUGGAGCCAGUGUGUCACCAGUUGUUUGAGUUUUACCGAAGCGGUGAGCCGCAGCUGCAGCGUUUCACACUCCAGUUCCUGCCAGAGCUCCUGUGGAGCCUCCUGUCCGUCAGCGCAGCCAGAGACCCUCACACGUCCGGCUGCAUCGAGGCCCUGCUGCUGGGCAUUUACAACCUGGAAAUAGUUGAUAAAGAUGGCCAAAGUAAAAUAUUAUCUUUUACCAUCCCUUCCCUCUCCAAACCGUCAGUGUACCAUGAGCCCUCAGCUAUCGGCUCCAUUGCCCUCACGGAAGGGGCUCUAGCCAAUCACGGGCUGAGCAGGGUGGUGUACAGCGGGCCACACCUCCAGAGAGAGUCCUUCACGGCACAGAACAGAUUUGACGUGCUGACCUUCCUGCUGCUGUGCUACAACGCUGCUCUCAGCUACAUGACUGCCACCUCCCUCCAGUCUGUCUGCCAGCUCAGCUCCAGGGUGUGCAUAUGCGGCUACCCGAGGCAGCAGAUUCGUCGCUACAAAGGCAUUAGCACGCGGCUGACGGUCACGUCCGAGUUCCUGGUUCAGCUCAUCACAGGGAUACACUACGCCUUGUGUAAUGGGGAGGUUGAACUGGGAUCCAAAGCACUGGAUGACGUUCUGUACCGGGCCCAGCUGGAGUUGUUCCCUGAAGCUUUGUUGGUCGGUAACGCCAUCAAGUCGUCGCUGCACGGCGCCGCACUGAAGAGCAACAACAAGGAGGGUGCACGGAGUAUCCAGGUGGAGAUCACACCCACCACCUCCAGGAUCUCCCGAAAUGCUGUCACCUCCCUCUCUAUCAGGGGACACCGCUGGAAGAGACACGACGCAGUGGAUCUGGGUUCCCCGGAUGAGCUGAUGGAUAUUUCGGAGGUGGAUGAAGGGGUGUGGCCAGGCGGGAUGGGGCCGGACAUGACCCCACCCACCAUCACAAUUAGCAACAGUGUCACAACGUUGAACCUGGGGGCCAAAGCCAUGAAGAAGUGUCGGCUCGGCGGGCGCACCAACAAGGACAAGGAGGCGGGCCCUCUGACGAUGGGCCGCGCCGCCAGUGAGAGCGCAGAGCUCUCCGUCAAGCGACUGACGCUCACUUCCAGCCAAUCGGUGCCCAAGGCCGGUGCUCUCACCAGCCUGACGCGCACCGCCAGCGCCGUCUUCUCGCGGUCCUUCGAGCAGGUGGUCAGCAACAACGCCCCUCCCACCAGCAACCACACCGCCUCUGAAGUCGGCCGCUACUCGUGCAGCCUGCAGGAGGACGGACUAGGGUACUUGAGUCCGGCGGCAAACCACAAGCAGCAGCGCUCUCCGAGCAUCAGCGUGCACCUCGGCUCUGAUCUUUGAAACCCCCGUGUGAACCUCCUGACUCCCCUCGCCUCUGAUCCUGUGACCCUGUACCUGUGACCUGGAACUCCAAGCCAUGCCAACCGCAGCGGACCAGAAACACAUGAACGAACGCACUCCUGCUGGUUCUCUCCUCGCUCCAUUUUAACGUCUGAUUCUCUCGUGCUGUGAAGCUGGUCUGCUCCUCUCCCCACAGCAGACUCUCCUCUGGGCCUGAUGGAGGCCGGAUGUCACUUCGAGCUUCACUGACUUCUAGUAGUGCACUGCUGCUGUGAAGUUGUGCCGGGGGGGGGGGGGGGCUGCACCCCGUCGCAGAGCAGCUUGUCUGUAAAUGGGUGCACUUGAAACUUAUUACUAAAAAAAAAAACUGUGUGGAAAAGUUUUUGGAAAGUAUUUUAAUCGGCAUUUGUUGCCCUGCAUGGCUUUUCCAUACAUCCAUCCUGACCGUGCCCAGGUGUGUCAGAGGGCAGAUGUUGAGUGCGUGUGCGUGUGCGUGUGCGUGUGUGUGUGUGUAAGCAUGCUUGCGUGUGUGGACUGGAUGUGUGUAUGUACAGAUGUUUUUAAGAAUUAAAAGCUGCUGAUUGAUACAAUGAACAAGGUGUGAUUCUCCAAGUUGAAACAAAUGUUUCAACAACUACAAAGAAUUGAUCCCUUCCCAUAGCAAUACAAAUCUCUUCUUCUCAGUGUUUCUUCAUUCACACUUCUUCGUCUGUCAACAGUUAAAGUUGUGUGGUUUUUUUUUUUUGUUUUUUGUUUUUUUUAAAAGAGAAUUUGCAUUGUUCCUCAACAGAAAAAUGACCAUUUAAUAAUCAACCAGUAUGUUAAGAAUUCGUUUUGUUUACAAUGACACCGUAUUGUCAUUGUGAUGGAGAAGCAAUAUUUGUGUUCUUCCUUCUCGCUCCUUUAGCACCUUCCGGGAAAAAUAAACCUCCAACUUCUGACAUGAUCAAGGGGAUUUUGAUUUUGGGGGACGAUGGGUGUGAAUGAUUUGUUAAGUAUUGAAUUUUGCACUUGAAAGAGCAAAAAAAGUUGCUUCAACUUCGGUAUUUUCUUAUGAUGAACAAGAGAGGUCUGACUCUCAACUGUGGUAUUUUCCUGUGAGACAGAUGUGAUGUGUUGCUCCCUACGUAUAUAACCACACAGACAUGAAGUCCACCCACUUCUACAGAGGUGAAAGAAUCCGAUACCCCUGACUAAAGAUGUAAAAAGUCGACCAAAACUGUACCUGAACCUAUUCCUGUGUUCUGCAGUGGGAAGGUGUGUGUGGGGGCAACAAGGCAUCUUUCCUCUUUUCUGAUCCACCCACCACUCCUGCUGUUUGUAGUCCUUUGGUGAUGUGUUUCCUGUGUCCCUCCUGGUUGCCCACAUCAUUAUCAUCACGUCACAAGACACGGUGAUAUCCUUUUGUACCAAAAAAAGGAAUUAAACUCUACCCAUCUGCUACAUUUGGUUUCCUAAAUCAAGCUGCCUCACCCUCAAGCAAAAGUGUGUUCUGUUGUUGGUGUACUUGAGCUGUCGAGUGUCCAUAGCUUGGUGGGACAAUAACAAUCAUUGUGUUUCUGUAUGUGGGUUUACAGAAUGUGAAUGGGUAAGCUCCUGUUGUACAUCAUACUGUUGUACUAAAGUUGGUUUAUAUUGGCCUUUCUAUGUCUGAAGAUAACUCAUUGCUACAACUUCUCGGAAUAAAGUGUUUCUAUAUUUCA
This is a messenger RNA of Anarrhichthys ocellatus (wolf-eel), 5824 nucleotides long. It is a transcript of the gene hycc1, whose product is annotated as hyccin PI4KA lipid kinase complex subunit 1. Bases 2613 to 4121 code for a protein of 502 amino acids. The transcript is spliced from 11 exons. Gene Ontology annotation, cellular component: plasma membrane. Lineage: Eukaryota; Metazoa; Chordata; Actinopteri; Perciformes; Anarhichadidae. The record is from RefSeq and is a predicted model, not a curated record. Gene Ontology annotation, biological process: phosphatidylinositol phosphate biosynthetic process; protein localization to plasma membrane.